UUUUCAGAGAAGCAUUGGCUACCAAAAUUAAUUUAACUGAAGCUCGCGUUCAAGUAUGGUUUCAAAAUCGUCGUGCAAAAUGUCGAAAGACUGCACGAAGCUUUGAUCGUAACAACUCUUACUUGCUUACUGGACAACCAUUCAAUUCUAAUAAUGCUUCAACUUCUGCUGCAACAUUAAAUUCAGUUGCUGCUGCUUUGAAUCCUCAUCAGUUAUUUUUAGCAAUGGCUGCUGCUUCAACAAAUAAUAAUCUACUUACACCAACUAGUAUAGAACAACAAUUUCAAUUUUUAAAUAAUAAUAGCAAUAAUAAUGAUAAUUGUUUGGCUGCAGCUUCAAUGUUAGCUUCACUUAAUGCUGCUGCUUCAACAACAAAUAAUAAUAAUUGUGAAGCAAAUAAUGAAGCAAAAUUAAAUAAUGCUUCAAUUAUGCCUUUAUUAUCAUCAUCUUCCCCAGCAGAUAUUUGUAAAACAACAACAACCUCUCCUCCAUUAAUAAAACGUUCUGCUAGUGGCGGUUCUUCUUCUGCAGCACAUUCCCCUCCUUUAAAUAAUAGAAAAACAAAAUCAAAUAUUAGCAGCAGUGGUGGAGAUGUUGAAGCAUUUUUGGCAAAACAACAUUUUAAUUUCUCUGAUAUUGCUUCACUUGCAACAAAUCAACAACAACAAUUAUUACAAUCUACUUCUGCUGCACUUAUUAAAGCUGAAGAAGAAAGUAGUAAUGAUGCUGCCAAUACUGUUGCUUCAUCUUCUGUUUUUCAACAAUUAUUUCCUCCAUUUAUUGUCAACGGUAAAAAUAAAACUUGA
Molecule: messenger RNA, 806 nt
Organism: Meloidogyne enterolobii
Lineage: Eukaryota; Metazoa; Nematoda; Chromadorea; Rhabditida; Meloidogynidae
Source: the annotation of a GenBank genome assembly